AUGAGUGCCUCCGUCGACAAAACAACCAAGGCGAUCUUCGCCGCAAUCGAGAAUGACGACCUCCUUACCUUUAUGAUCCUAACCGCCCGCCGAACAGAUGGCACGCGCGUCAACCUCGAAGCCAAAAACGAGCACGGCUACACCAUGCUCGAAUACGCGGUCAUCCGCAACCGACCCGACCUGGUCAUGGAUCUGUGUCAAAUGGGCGCGAACCUGAAGACCAACUGGCUGGAGCCCAAGGGGUGGGGCAACAAUUACACCGGCUCGCUCAUCUGCUUCGCCGCCUGGCAAGGCUUCGAAGAAUCCAUAGAGUGGAUGCUGAUCUACCCCUGGAACAAGGCAGACGUUAACGAGCGGAAGCACAAACCGGACGGCGAUACGCCCCUAAUCGAAGCCAUCAGAGGGAACCACCGCGGAACCGUCUCGGUCCUCCUAGAUAAGGGCGCCGAUCCUAAUCUUCUUGUUGGGCUCCACGGGACUGCGCUGCGCCUGGCGUGCUCGGAGAAGUUUAGAGCGGAGAAGGAGUCGUUGCGAGUCGGGGUCGUCAGAGCGCUGCUCAAGGCAAAGGCCGAUGUGAACUUGCCGGCGCACUCGCCACCCCUUGCUGCGGCGAUUGAUUGUAAACGCAGUGACUCCUAUGUCGAGAUAAUCGAGCUACUUCUGAGGAGGAAGGAUCUGGAUGUCAAUUACACGGGCGUGGUGCCGGGAGACAAUCAGCAUUCUCCUGUAACUGCGCUUACUCAGUCCAUUGGCAAGCGGGAAUGGGCGAUAGCCGAGAUGAUUGUUGGCAGUCGGCCUGAGCUUGAUGUUAACAAGGGAAAUCCGUUGGAGUUGGCGGUUCAGAGCGGUGCAGAUGGAGAGGGUCUGGUCCGGAUGCUGCUGGCGACUGGCCGGUUGAGCGAGUCUUCUUAUCAGGGCGCUGUUGAGACCGCAAUCCGGAUGAACAGCCUUGCUGCGAAUGCCAUUGCUCGCGCCAUGUUAAAGGAAUGGGCAGCUGUUGCAGCUGACAUGAAGACUGAACUGGCUAGGCUGAGGGAGGUUGCGGAGAAAGUGUCUUCUUAA
Molecule: messenger RNA, 1062 nt
Organism: Aspergillus mulundensis
Lineage: Eukaryota; Fungi; Ascomycota; Eurotiomycetes; Eurotiales; Aspergillaceae
Product: ankyrin repeat domain-containing protein
Exons: 1
Coding region: 1-1062 (353 amino acids)
Cellular component (GO): cytoplasm; nucleus
Molecular function (GO): protein binding
Source: RefSeq, a predicted model, not a curated record